AUGGCUUGCGCUCCAGACAAUAUGUACAUGGAGUGGGAGGCGGCGUUUUUCAGCGCGCCGCUUCUCGAGCCGCUCGACAAUGCGCUCGACCUUGAGAUUUCGCUUGAGCUCGAGGAAAAAAAAGGCUCAACCACCGUUGGAGUGAUCAACACAUCCCACAACCAAUGCGCCAAUUACCCUCCAUAUGUCUCGAACGAUAACUGGGUUGACAAUGGCAUCAACAUUUGCUCGAGCAAUGGCUCUGAAGAGACUUUAGGCGGCCACACAGACAAGAGGUUCAAUGAUUGCUCAAGCCGCACCAGCAGUAUUUGCCAAGCGAGCGCAGGCUGCGUAAACAAAUGCACGGGCACAAAUUGCAAGAUUGUUCCCUCGACCUUCUGUAACAGGAUAUCGCCAUGCUCCCACCGGUCGAGCAAUGCUAAUUUUGAGUGCAGCAGCAGCAUCGACUGCAAUGGAGACAAGACGGCACUAGAAAGUGUUCCUGGGCUACUUGAGGCGGCCAGCAUCCCAUUGGAAAUCGAACACAGCACUUUGACCGCCCCUCAUGGAGAUUUGUGCAACAAUGAACGUGCUGAUGCGGCCGCAGCAAAAGUGGCGCCCCAAAAAAAGGACACAGUGUGCAUGCUCGCCCCGCCGCCAGGAACAAUUUUCGCCUACGCCACGGAGUACGCCCUAGUACACGACGCGCCCGAGGCAUGCGGGGCGCUUUCGCUCCGGCCCGCCCGACGGAAAUCUGCCUGGCGUACCCACACGCUUGUGCGCGAAACGGUGCGGCGAGAGUUUGCCAUGGAGGACCGAUACAGGCGGCGCAUUGCGUGCUCGGGGAAAACCCGCCCGCGCGACCGCAAGCGGCGCGAUACUUCGGACUUUGAGUGGAAACCCGAGUCCGUGUACAAGACAUUUGUCGAUUGCAAACCGGUGUUUUUCGACAAGACAAGUUACCAGAACCAUGUGCCGCGGAGCUCGUGUUUCGGCAAAAUCAACAUGCGCAUCCCCAAGGCAUGGACACGCGGGCCCAACAAGCUGAAGCGGCCGAAAAUUUCGCCCGCGCAGCAUUGGCUUGCCUUGCCUCACUUCGAGAUUCCCCCCAAGCAUUAG
Messenger RNA from Clavispora lusitaniae ATCC 42720, 1098 nucleotides. It is a transcript of the gene FGR12, whose product is annotated as Fgr12p. Lineage: Eukaryota; Fungi; Ascomycota; Pichiomycetes; Serinales; Metschnikowiaceae. The record is from RefSeq and is a predicted model, not a curated record.